Messenger RNA from Balaenoptera ricei (Rice's whale), 1323 nucleotides. RefSeq names its product cytochrome P450 4B1. The transcript has 12 exons. The record is from RefSeq and is a predicted model, not a curated record. Lineage: Eukaryota; Metazoa; Chordata; Mammalia; Artiodactyla; Balaenopteridae. Gene Ontology annotation, molecular function: heme binding; monooxygenase activity; oxidoreductase activity, acting on paired donors, with incorporation or reduction of molecular oxygen. The coding region runs from base 1 to 1323 and encodes 440 amino acids.
AUGUUGAAGGGGACAGUGGAAGCUCUCUUGCAAGAAAGCACAGGCUUCCUCAAGCUCAUUCGUCUGCUGCUGGGGAGGCAGAUGCUGGCCAGGGCUAUGGACAGCUUCCCAGGGCCUCCCACCCACUGGCUCUUCGGGCAUGCCCUCGACUUCCUGAACAUCUAUGAUCCUGACUACACCAAAGCUGUGUACAGUCGAGGAGAGUCUAAGGCCCCAGAUGUGUUUGACUUCUUCCUCCAGUGGAUUGGGAGAGGCUUGCUGGUCCUCCAGGGGCCCAAGUGGUUUCAGCAUCACAAGCUGCUCACACCUGGCUUCCCUUAUGACCUGCUGAAGCCCUACCUGGCCGUGUUCACAGAGUUCACACAUGCCAUGCUUAGCUGUGCGAGCCUUGCCCUGCCUGACACCUGCUGCGGGCCGGGUGCUGACCAGGACAAGUGGGAGGAAAACUCUCGUGAGCAUAAGAGCUUUGACAUCUUCUGCAAUGUGGGCCACAUGGUGCUGGACUCGCUCAUGAAGUGCACCUUUGGCAGAGGAAAGAGCAGCCUGGGCCACAGGGACAGGAGCUACCGCCUGGCGGUCAGCGAUCUCUCGCUGCUGAUGCAGCAGCGCUUCGAGUCCUUCCAGUACCACAAGGACUCCAUCUACUGGCCCCACCAGGUCAUCAGGGAACGGAAGGCAGCCUUGCAGGACAAGAAAGAGUGGGAGAAGAUCCAGAGCUGGAGGCACCUGGACUUCCUGGACGUUCUCCUGGGGGCCCGGGAUGAAGAUGGGAUCGAGCUGUCAGAUGCAGACCUCUGGGCCGAGGUGGACACGUUCAUGUCUAAAGGCCAUGACACCACCACCAGUGGCAUGUCCUGGUUUCUCUACUGCAUGGCCCUGUACCCCGAGCGCCAGCAUCAUUGCCGGGAGGAGGUGCGAGAGAUUCUUGGGGACCGGGACUCCAUCCAGGGCCCGGAAAGGCCUGGCUGUGUUGCUGGCAGCGAUGAUCUGAGGAAGAUGACCUACCCGACCACGUGCCUCAAGGAGAGCUUCCGCCUCUACCCCGCCGUGCCCCAGGUGUACCGCCAGCUCAGCAAGCCCGUCACUUUGUGGAUGGUCGCUCUCUACCUGCAGGUGGGAUGGGGUGGAUUCGGGGUGGAACCGGAGUCCUUGCGGGUGCUCUCUGUACCCUCGCACCAGAACUGCCUCGCACAGCAGUUUGCCAUGAACAAGAUGAAUGUGGUCACAGCCCUCUGCUUGCUCUGUUUUGAGUUUGCCCUGGACCCCUCAAGGCCACCCAUCCAGAUACCCUGUGCUCCAAGAAUGGCAUCCACCUCCACCUGA